UGAGUGAGCGGGCGCGUGAUUUCAGUAUGUGAGUUGACAACAAGUGGUCUUCCGCCCAGAACUGUUUCACGGCAUCGAGGAGUGGCUCACUUUUUGGGGAACAGCGUCUCCGCAGCGACUCACUCAAACUGGCGUUUGCCCUGAGAGAAGUAUCCAGCUGUUCCUCCUCCGCGGUCAUUUUUUGUCCUACUUUUCGUCGUGCGUAAUUAGUUGAUUCUCAUCACCCGGUUGAUUCUGCGCGGAAACCUGGCCGUGAGUCGCCAGGUGGACGGCGACAAGAAGGCUACUGCGCGACAAGUCUCAACUUCUCAGUAAGUCGUGUCAACUUUGCUACAACUGCCCCAACAUGUACAGCAUGAUGGAACACGAGCUGAAGCCCACCGGCCAGCCCCCGUCCCACCAGACCUCCCAGGGAAUGUCACCCGUCACCGGCAACAUGACCGGGGGCAUGGGCGGCAAUGGCAACUCUCACCCGGGCUCUAAAACCGCGUGCGCCCCCGGAGUCGACCCCAUGGAUAAAGUCAAGCGCCCCAUGAACGCCUUCAUGGUGUGGUCCAGGGGACAGAGGCGCAAGAUGGCUCAAGAGAACCCCAAAAUGCACAACUCCGAGAUCAGCAAGCGGCUCGGAGCCGAGUGGAAGCUGCUGACCGACGCCGAGAAGCGGCCUUUCAUCGACGAGGCCAAGCGGCUGCGGGCGGUCCACAUGAAGGAGUACCCCGACUACAAGUACAAGCCGCGCCGCAAGACCAAGCCCAUGCUCAAGAAGGACAACCAGGUGGGCAAGUACCCGCUGUCGGCAGGUAGCCUGCUGGCGGCCGCGCAGGGCCAAGGUGGCAGCCCGAGGAUGGACAGCUACGGCUGGGGCCCAACCGGAGGGUACGCCGGCAUGCAGGGCGAGGCGCUCGGCUACACGCAGCAGCUGCACCGGUACGACCUGUCGGCGCUCCAGUACCCGCCCGCCAUGUCCGCGGCGCAGACCUACAUGAACGGAGGAAACUCGUACAGCCCCAUGUCGUACAGCAGCAGCCCCCAGCAGCCGAGCCCUGUCACCAUGUCCAUGGUGAAAGCGGAACCGGGGCCCCACUCUCCCCCGACGGGGACGCCCAACCACCACCGAGGCCCUUUGCAGGGUGACCUCAGGGACAUGAUCAGCAUGUACAUCCCCGGACCAGGGGGGGACGCCGGAGACCCCACGGCUGCACAGAGGGGCUACACCAGCGUCCAGCAGCACUACCUCUCUGGAACCGUCCCACUCACACACAUCUAGGACUUGAAGCGGGAGUCAGAGUUGGCUGGGGGGGGCGAACCGAGUGGGAGGACCAGAAAUGCUUACGGUGCACAGCUGGCUGUACAGGAGAUGAGAGACUUUAGACGGGCAAAGAUAUGUGAAGGAAGAAAAGUUCCCGAGCACAGAGAAGUGACUCCAUUUUUAUUCAUUGAAAAGCUGUUUUUCUACCUCUUUGGUGCCCCACUAGUGAAAAUACACAACACACACAUGGCACAUGUACAGAGUGGAGACUCCUCGUUGCCCCCGCAGCCUCAAGCAGACUUCUCUUCACGAAGGACUGCAGUUAAGACUGAGCCCAAGUCUGUUUAUUGUGUACAUAUAAGCAAAUGUUCUGUCUUCUUCUGUCUUGUCUUUAUUUUCUAAACUUGUCCAUAAUAAGUAAAGACUGCUUUUUAAACACCACUUUAAAAAACUUGUGACAGUGGCACUCAUGACGGCUCCACCGUACCAGUCAGUAGCAGGGGCCCAAGCUGGGUAACUGUUUUUUGUCUUCCAUGGAGCCGGUGGCUUCUUCAGAGACUAAAGAGCCCGGUCGGUAGAUCCCGACCGCGCAGCUGGUGACGGACAAAUCACCCGCGCUGAAUUGUCCCGGUUCUUGUUUGUUGUCGCUGUCCUGAUGCGUGAGCGGAGCAGCCGGUGAGGAUAAAGGGAAGGAAAUGCACAACUUGAAUGAAAGGGCUUCUUUUUUUGGGAGGGGCAUAAAAUGAACUCUUUAUACCACGGCUUCAGUUUAGUACUUGUAUUUUCCUGAUUUUUAUUUUGAACAAUCUUGUUGGAUGACACGGAAACCACCUGUUGGGACAAUCAGCACUGCAUCCACGGGGAAUAAAGGGAGCUCACAGGCCUCUGCGUUGCUUUAGAACGUAGAACUGGGCCGGUUCUAAACAUUUCAGUCCGGUCUAGUGUCUCCAGUCCCUCCGUGUCGCAGGAUUUAGUGUCAGAGAUUCGACAGUUUUCUUUGCUGCCUUUUAUUUGUUUAUAGUUUAGAUUUGAUCUUUUUGAUGUUAUUCUGGCAGCAUCCGAAGUCCCUCCGUGUAUUCAUUGUCACUUUGCUCUAGGCAAGAGUUGUAUUGUUUUUAUAGGCUUUUCAGUAAGUGAAUGAAAUUUAACAUGAAAUGCUACAUUUCAGUGGUUUUAUUCCAAAAUAGCAGUUUAAGAUUCACGAGUUCAGUCUUCCACAGAGUAAAUUGGAUUGACAAAGGCCUACCAGGCAAGUGUAGUUUUUAAUGACCUGUCAAUUGUGUUUUAACUACCAUUAAAGAGAAUGUAUCCGUGACUUUCAAUUAAUCUCCAUCAUACAUUUUUCAGCUCCUUACCUCUGGGUAAUUCAAUAGAAAUGACUGCUUUUCUCAGGCAGUCCUGUUGUGUCUAUUUUCCCGUCUAGCCUGCUGUCUUACUAGUGCUGCUUUGGACCUAAAGGGAACUUUUGCUUUCAGCCUACAGAGAAACACUGUGAAUAUUGAAUGUUGUAGAUUAUUGCGACUUUAACUUUGCAGCAUUCCAUUACUAACUCGACAUGCACUGGUAACAGAUGCCUUACUUAUCUUUUUGAAAAAGGAGCGCGGUUUUAUUAAAGUAAUGCUUGAAUGUUUACAUUGUUACCAGAGUGUUUUUAACUUUUUUACUGACUUGUAUCUCUAUUUUGUAGAAUGAUUUCUCUUGUAUGUAAAUGCUGCCAUAUACUAGAGUUACUUUAUGUAGCAUUAAUGUAAAUAAUGUAAACAUUUUUAGGCUCUUAUACUAAGAGUCUUGAUUUUUUUUUUU
Messenger RNA from Gasterosteus aculeatus aculeatus (three-spined stickleback), 3052 nucleotides. RefSeq names its product SRY-box transcription factor 19b (gene sox19b). Gene Ontology annotation, biological process: neuron differentiation; positive regulation of transcription by RNA polymerase II; brain development. The record is from RefSeq and is a predicted model, not a curated record. Gene Ontology annotation, cellular component: nucleus. Gene Ontology annotation, molecular function: DNA-binding transcription activator activity, RNA polymerase II-specific; RNA polymerase II cis-regulatory region sequence-specific DNA binding. Lineage: Eukaryota; Metazoa; Chordata; Actinopteri; Perciformes; Gasterosteidae.